AUGGCCGAGACUUCUCUACUAGAUAAAUUACCUGGAGAAAUCCGCAACAAGAUAUGGAAACUGCUCUGCACCCCGCUCCCAUGCCGGCCAAACCGAGAGAGGGCCGGGCCGACAACAGGCAUCCUCAACUGCAACAAACACCUCUGCCAAGAAUUUUCCUCAUUCCUCUUCCACCAAAACUCAAACGGCGAAAUCCCGGAUCUCACCAUCGUCAUCACAACUACGUGCCGAAAAGGUGCCCGGCUAUUGUUAGCAAUCGAGCCGAAGUGCGCAAUGUCCGAAACAUGUUUUCACUUCGACGAGCGCAUCGACAAAGCGGGAUGCUUCGACGUCAACGACAUGGAGAACCCUGUGUUUGACGUCCUCCGCGAAGCAAAACAGAUCAACAUGGUCCACGUCCGCUUCGACGGCCCCUGGUUUGUCAACGAGGCACCGUUGUAUUCGCUACCGGGGACGCGCAGAGCUCGAUUCGGAGAGGACCCGAUAUACGAUGCCGAGGCCUUUUGGCGGAAGUGGGAUGUUCCGUUUCUUUGUCACUUGGCCAAGGCCAGGGACGUUGCUCGGCUGCUCGGGUCUUUCAGAGCAUCGGGAAGAUGA
This is a messenger RNA of Colletotrichum acutatum, 597 nucleotides long. RefSeq lists its product as uncharacterized. Bases 1 to 597 code for a protein of 198 amino acids. The record is from RefSeq and is a predicted model, not a curated record. The transcript has a single exon. NCBI's taxonomy places the organism in Eukaryota, Fungi, Ascomycota, Sordariomycetes, Glomerellales, Glomerellaceae.